Molecule: messenger RNA, 3589 nt
Organism: Amphiprion ocellaris (clown anemonefish)
Lineage: Eukaryota; Metazoa; Chordata; Actinopteri; Pomacentridae
Product: dnaJ homolog subfamily C member 5-like
Exons: 4
Coding region: 2753-3340 (195 amino acids)
Source: RefSeq, a predicted model, not a curated record
GAGAAGUGAGGCACAACAUCAAAAACAUAUUGGUUUAUCAGAGACCUGCAGCAGAAUCAACAGUUCCAUUUAUUCCUGUAGGACAUUUCAUUUCAUUUCAUUUGUUGUUUUACCGUUGAAUGAAUCAGUUUCAGUUCAUGGCUUCACUAAUCAGCUGUUUGAAUUAAUGUUUCACCUGUUGAAGCUACUGAUUAAACAACAGACGACCUUUAAAUCGUGCUUCAGUUUUCAUCAGGUCCAGAUGCUGCAUCAGCCACAAACUGUCUCACUUUAUUUAAGAGUAAAACACAUCCUCUUCACACAGUCACGAAAGUUACAACAUUUAUCAGCCAGAAACUGUAAAAACGUAAAGAACUGUUGGGUUUUCAACUUUCCAACAGUUCUUGAACAUGUCAUCUGUGAUGCGUAAAAGAAAUCCUGAUAUUUCAUCCAAAUGCUUUAUUCCAUGUCUCAUUUAAACCCCAGAAAUAAAACUUUCGUGAGAAACAGAUUCUGUAAAAACCAGAAACUUAUUUCCUCCUCAGCAUUGCUGAUUCUUCAUGGCGGGUUGUCACGUAUCUAAUCCCUGUAUCUUUGCUCUUUAUUUUAUUUCUUCACUGUCACUCCUUUUCUACCAACCAAUCAGAUAUCAGUUGUGGACUCAUCACCAUGGUAACCCAGAAAAUGGAACAGAAGCUUCAAACAUGCAGUGAAAGACUCAUAUUUUCCACAAAACCAAUAAAAUAAUUGCAGCAUAGCUCAGAACCAGUGAACAGAGGAGCAGGUUGUUGGAGAUCCAUUCAGCAUGGUGAAACACCUUCUACAGAUGAUGAGCAGAGUAGAGAGGAAAAGUCUGGAAACAUGGAGAUAGAAAAACAUCUACAGGAUGAGGAGACCAAAUGACCACAAACAGACAAAACUAACGGUCAGUUGUUGUAUCCAACAGAAUCAGUGACAAGAGUUAAGUUCUUCCUCCAGCUCCCUCUGUCCAGCAUUGCAGUCCUUCCAGACCAGUGUCUUCUUCUAGAACCUUCCUUAAUGUUGUCCUCGGACUGCCAGCCCUUCUGAUAGUAUCAGGUUUCCAUAGCAACGACCAGCUGCUUUGUUGUGUCUCCAUAUGUCCAUCCAGGUCUUCUACGUUACCUAAUGAUGGUUGACUACUGUGGAUGUGAGCCGUAUAGCGACUUGUUGGUGAGGUGUGAUUUCCAGAUGUUUUGUACCAUCUGUAGCAUUCUGGUAGAAGUCCCAUCGGUUCUGUUUGAGAGUUUCUUCAUUAGUGACGGAGUCAGAUCCACCGAGCCAGAUGGAUUCCACUGAUACCUUGAAUACUCUCAUUUUGGUGCCGUUUUAAUUGGAGAUACCCAUAUUUUUGACAGAGAGUUUAAUGCUCCCCAAGCUUUACCAGUUGAUGUUUCUAUAUCAUGUGCUGUGUUGGUGUAGCCUUCAAGAUUUUUUAGAUUUUUGACCCAUCUAGUGCUGCAAUGUCUCCUCAGAUGUUGGGUUAUGGUUCAUGAUCUUCGUCUUUCCAGUCUUCAGGAAGAGUCUAAUCUGUCUUGUUUCUCGCUCUACCCGAUGCAGAAGAUCUCCUGCUUCACUGAGAGUGUUUUCCAGGAGGGCGAUGUCAUCUGCGAAUGCAAGUUCUGAGAGGACUUCUUCAAGAUGUCUUUUAACAAUGCUUUAGGGUCAGACCAUCGGAGGGAAAGAUUACAUUCCUCAGAGCAUAGUCAAAGCAGAUAAUGAAGAGGAAAGGUGCUAGAGGGUCUCCUAGAAGUACUUCAGGUGUCUAUGGAGAAGAGAUCUGUGCUGAAGAAUUUUUAUUGCUUCAACAAUAGGAAGAGGGAUUCCAUGUGCCAGUAGAAUUUGGAACAUUUUGUUUCUGUCAGUUGAGUCGAAUGCCUUCUUGAAAUCAAUGAAAACCAGGAUUGCUUCUUUCUUGUGGUUUAAAACCUCCUCAACAAUUCUUCUGAGAGCCAGGAUGUGAGCAGUAGUUGAGCAAGAUUGCCUAAAUCCAUUUUGACCCGGGCGGAGUAGAUCGUCAAUGACUAGUCUAGUUCUGCUGAGGAUCAUCUGAUUAUAGCUCUUGGCAGCAGCCUUAGUGAGGCUGAUACCCCUGUAGCUGUCUCAUAUAGUAAGGUUGCCUUUCUUUGGAACUGGAACAAUCCCUGACAUUCCCAACUCAUCUGGCCUUUGUCCUUCGAACGUCUUGACGCAGAAUAUCCUAAAGAUCAUUCUUCCUUUUGGAAGUUUCCAGAGGUCCAAAGUCAAACCAUCCAGUCCUGGUCUCAUAGCACCAAUAUCUUCGCUUUGGGAAAACACGUCUGUACUUAUUUCAGGGUUGAUGUCAAAGACAGGGUUUAAAACUAACACGAAGAAAAACAAGACACCAAAUAACAGAAAUGAGUCACAAAAAUAAUACGGAAAAGAAGACAGUGAAUGAAAAAUUUAAAAAAUGAUCACAAAAUGACAAAAUUGUCACAAAUAGAGCCACAAAGACAGAAAGGAGGCAAAGCAGUAGAAGCAUAGACGGGUAAAUCUGAAUAUUUCCAGAGUUCUGCUGACAGAGCAAAAGUUCUUCAUGAUGUUCUGGUUCCACAGAGCUGCAGAACUCUAAACAGAACAAACUGACAGACAACAGAGCAAACAUCUGUAACAGCUGCACACCUGGAGGUUCCACAGAGCAUGCUCAGUAGCUGCUCAAGUGUGAUGAUGGGAUGUUUCGUUUCCAUGGUGACCUGUCUGCUGCGUGUCCACCUGUGCAGGUGAUGGUGUCAGGAUGUCUGAGGGGAGGCAGCGAACUUUGUCCACCUCUGGAGAGUCUCUAUACCAGAUCCUGGGUCUGCAGAAAGGCUGCAGCCAUGACGACAUCAAGAAGUCGUACAGGAAGCUGGCACUGCGGUUCCACCCCGAUAAGAACCCCGACAACCCCGAGGCGGCGGAGAAGUUCAAGGAGCUGAACGGGGCCCAUGCCGUCCUGUCCGACCUCACCAAGAGGAACAUCUACGACUCGUACGGGUCGCUGGGGCUCUACGUGGCGCAGCAGUUCGGCGAGGACAACGUCAACACCUACUUCAUGUUGUCCACCUGGUGGGCCAAGGGUUUGUUCGUGGUCUGUGGUGUUCUGACCGGAUGCUAUUGCUGCUGCUGCCUCUGCUGCUGCUGCAACUGCUGCUGCGGGAAGCUGAAGCCGCAGCCCACAGGUGAGGGGGCGGAGCCAGAGUACAUAUCCCCCGAUGACCUGGAGGAGGAGCUUCGCAAUGACAACGAUGUCGAAGCUCCGAUCGUCCAGCAGCCGACAAACGCCAGCGAGAAAACACAGCUGAUCGGUGACGGACACCGUCGGUACGGAGACUCCUACACAUGAAGGUUGAGCAGGAAAAGGUGUAAAACGUUCUCAUCUUCUGGGUCUUGAAGCCACAGUCUGACGUUCAUUGAAAUCCUGAUACAGUUUUUAAAGGUUCUUAGAGGACUUUUGGAGGUUUUUCAUGAUGUCAGACUGUCUAUGGAUUUAUAAACUAAACUUCUCCUGCCUAAGUGAGCGCUCUGAUUGGCUGCUGAUUGUUUCCAGAGUUCUGUUAACGUCUGCUGUAAAUAAAGUUUUGGUUUGUUUCUA